This is a messenger RNA of Ipomoea nil (Japanese morning glory), 1609 nucleotides long. RefSeq names its product acetyl-CoA acetyltransferase, cytosolic 1. Lineage: Eukaryota; Viridiplantae; Streptophyta; Magnoliopsida; Solanales; Convolvulaceae. Bases 161 to 1372 code for a protein of 403 amino acids. The transcript is spliced from 14 exons. Gene Ontology annotation, molecular function: acetyl-CoA C-acetyltransferase activity. The record is from RefSeq and is a predicted model, not a curated record. Gene Ontology annotation, biological process: fatty acid beta-oxidation.
CCAUAGCCACCAUUUGGGUUCCUCUUCAUCUCCUAUAUAUAUCUGACUGCCUCUAUUUCACUUCACUUGACAACUCACUUUCCAUAACUUGCUGCUCUGGUUUGUCGAGGAUCAUUAAUUUAUCCAGACAGACACAGAUUUGCUUAUAUCUUAACUUGCAAUGGCUCCAUCAGCAGAAACUAUCAAUCCUAGAGAUGUUUGCAUUGUUGGUGUUGCCCGUACACCAAUGGGUGGCUUUCUUGGCUCUCUUUCAUCAUUGUCAGCUACCAAGCUUGGAUCCAUAGCUAUUGAAAGUGCUCUUAAGAGGGCAAAUAUUGAACCAUCACUUGUCGAAGAAGUAAUCUUUGGAAAUGUACUCAGUGCAAACCUGGGCCAAGCUCCUGCCAGACAAGCAGCACUUGGUGCAGGAAUCCCUAACACAGUGGUCUGCACAACUGUCAACAAAGUUUGUGCAUCUGGGAUGAAAGCAACUAUGCUUGCUGCGCAAAGUAUCCAGUUGGGCAUCAAUGAUGUUGUUGUUGCCGGUGGCAUGGAAAGCAUGUCAAAUGCUCCCAAAUACAUUGCUGAAGCAAGAAAAGGAUCUCGCCUUGGGCAUGAUACUCUUGUUGAUGGAAUGCUUAAAGAUGGUUUGUGGGAUGUCUACAAUGAUUGCGGAAUGGGAGUUUGUGCUGAAUUAUGUGCUGAAACUCAUAAAUUAUCACGAGAAGACCAGGAUAAUUUUGCAGUUCAAAGUUUUGAACGCGGUAUUGCUGCUCAAAAUGCUGGUGCUUUUUCAUGGGAGAUCGUGCCGGUUGAAGUAUCAGGGGGAAGAGGAAAGCCAUCUACAAUUGUUGAUAAGGAUGAAGGUUUGGGGAAGUUUGAUGCUUCAAAGUUGAGGAAACUCCGACCAAGUUUUAAGGAAACUGGAGGUACCGUGACUGCUGGCAACGCUUCUAGCAUAAGUGAUGGUGCUGCUGCUCUGGUCUUAGUAAGUGGAGAGAAAGCUGUUAAGCUUGGUUUAACUGUGAUUGGAAAGAUUAAAGGAUAUGCAGAUGCUGCUCAUGCACCCGAACUAUUUACAACUGCUCCUGCACUUGCAAUUCCAAAGGCUAUUAAAAAUGCUUGCCUUGAAGCUUCUCAAGUUGACUAUUAUGAAAUCAAUGAAGCUUUUGCAGCUGUGGCUCUUGCAAAUCAGAAGUUGCUGGAGCUUGAUGCGGAGAAAGUAAACGUUCAUGGUGGAGCCGUAGCUUUGGGGCAUCCUCUAGGAUGCAGUGGCGCCCGUAUAUUGAUUACACUUCUUGGGGUGUUGAAGCAGAAGAACGGGAAAUACGGAGUUGGCGGCGUGUGCAACGGCGGAGGAGGUGCUUCCGCCCUGGUGUUAGAGCUGGUUUGAUCCUUUUUAGUUAAUCAAUAUAGGAAAUUAACCAUGCUUCUGCCAUUUGGGUUUCAUCUGUACUAUUUAGAGGUUAUGUUUAGAUGCCCAAACCACGACCUGGGAACAAAUUUCACUACCUGGGGCCCCUUUUUAUGUAUUCCAAAUGUUUUUGUUUUUUUUUUUUUUUCAUUUUGAGUGUAUUGUGUAUUAUCAUCAAUAAAAUGGAGGCAGGAUGACUUUCCGCCAUAAUAUCAA